AUGGUCCGAGCAUUGGCCGUGGAGUUAAGAAAUUCGCUCCACACCCGCGCUCUGCACCCGGAUUUUGGCAUCGAGUUGGGAGGUAUAACUUGUUUGCAAAAUCUGGACGUCGAGGCAUGCGCUCGGAUCAGUGCUGCAGUCGAUCAGCACUCCGUGGUGCUCAUUCGAGGGCUUACGUUGGAUACCAAGACUCAGAUAUCAUUCAGUGCGCGCUUUGGCGAACUCGAGUUCAACCAUAUCCUCUACGGGCAGGAGCGCCGCAAGGAGUUCUUCUACCGAAUUGGCAACAUCAACGAUGAAGGGAAGCAACUUCCGUCUUCGAAUAAACAUGUUCGGUUUUCGACUGGCAACGAGAUGUGGCACUCAGACUCGUCAUUCAGGCCCAUACCAGCGAUGUUCUCCAUAUCCUUCGCGCACGAAGUCUCAGCAGAGGGCGGUGAGCUGGAGUUCGUGUCGACUCGGCGGCCAUAUGACGAGCUGCCAGGGACACUGAAGGAUGAGCUGGAUGACCUCGUGGUGCUGCAGAUGCUCACCGGCGGCCGCCGCGCCGUCGUCGUGUGCGACCACGGCAAGUGGCACGGCAGCGGGAAGUCCACCGUGCUGGACGCGGUGCACCGCGCAUUCGUGCUGAACACGGGCGGCGUUUGCGUGGCGGUGCGCCUGCGGAUGCUGGGUGCGGGCGGCCUCGCGGGGGGCGAGCCCUGCGCGGGCGGCGACUGGAUCGAGAAGACCGGGGCCGCGGUGCGCCUCGCGCUGCGCGAGUGCCGGGAGCAGUGGUGGCCCGCGGCCGGAGCUUGCGACGGCCCGCGGCCCGCCGCCACCUCGCAGCCUGGCGGCGGCACCCCCGCCGCCGCGACCCGCCGCCGCCGCGCCUCGCGCGGCUCGAAGACGCCCGGGCGCCGCGGCGCCGUCAGCCGCGGCUUCCACCCGCUCUCGGAGAUGGGCGCCGAGGCCCGGGAGGCGGCGCUGGAGGAGCUCGUGGGGGACAUGGCCGCGCUGGCGGAGCUGGCGGAGGCCCGCUGCCGGCACCACCCCUCCAGCAGCAGCAAGAUCUUAUGGAUCAUG
Prorocentrum cordatum is the source of this 1065-nucleotide messenger RNA. Lineage: Eukaryota; Dinophyceae; Prorocentrales; Prorocentraceae. The record is from the annotation of a GenBank genome assembly.